UAAGUUAAAAGGGGGAGGGAGUAAAUUAGUAGCUUGACUUGGUCAAAAGGAGACAACUAGCCAAUUAUUAUGGUUUGAUUCUUCAAAGCCAAAUAGUUGGCUCUAAAUGACUAUUUUAUUGUUGGAAUAAGAGUUGACUUGACAGACUUCAUUAUCAAAUGAAAAGAAACACAAGGAAAGCAUCAAAUUAACAUGAUCCAAGCAAGCUCUAAACUUUUUUGGCUCAAUAUGCAAAUCUUCUUCCUAAUUAGCCUGUCUUUCCAAGAAACCUUACAAUUUUCAGGCACGGAACGGUCCACAUUACUAAGCUUGAAACAACACUGGAGGGAUUCGGAGUUUUUCCAGUCGUGGAAUUUGAAUUCUUCAGAAUGCAAUUGGUUAGGAGUUUCAUGCAUCAAUGACAUGGUAGAGACACAAUUAAAUCUUGGAGAAAAGAACAUUACUGGAACAAUUCCAUCAACAAUAAUAUGUCAGCUCAACAACCUUACCUUCAUUGAUCUCUCCAACAACAACAUAUCAGGAACUAUACCACUAAGCCUGAAAGAUUGCUCAAUGUUACAACAUUUGGACUUGUUCAAUAAUUCUUUGAGCGGCCGGAUUCCAGGUGUUGUUGUUUGGGAUGAAAACACUAGUCAAUUUGUAUCUUAAUGGUAACAUGUUGUCCGGUGAAAUGCCAAAGCAAAUAUCAGCAUCCCAACUGAAAAAUCUUGAUCUUUCUGAGAACCACUUGAACGGUUCGAUUCCAGAAGCUAUUGGUAACUUGAAAAAUCUUGUGAAAUUGGAUCUGUCACAUAAUUCUCUAAGUGGUUCUAUUACAAGCAAGUUGUUUCAAUUGAACCAAUUGAGUCACUUGUCGCUAAGUUACAACUACUUAUCUGGUGUAUUACCUAAUGCAAUGAACUUGUUUAGUUUGUAUGAUAUGGAUCUUUCUCAUAACCAAUUGACUGGUUCUAUUCCAAAGGGACUUGCAAGUUCAACUGGACUGGAUGCUUUGGAUUUGUCGUAUAAUCAGUUAUCAGGAAACAUUUCAGAAAGUAUAAAACAUCUUAGGCCUAGAAUUAGUUUAAGGCUUUGUUCCAACAAAUUCUCAGGAAGAAUUUCUUCUGAAUUUGUUAAGCUAACAUAUGAAGAGAAUUGCUUUGAUGAGUCCAAUCUUUCUUCUACAUCCAAUAGCUUAUCUAUCCCUGGGCUACCAAGCUUUCUCUCUGGUGAUGAGGUUCAAAAAAUUUCGAGAUCACAACACUUGAUUAUUCCUAUUGUAGGAGUUGGGGUAGCUAUACUGUUAUUAUGGAUCUUUCACAGAACCAGAAAGCAUUGGUGGAAAACAAAGAUGCAGAAUGUCAAAGAUAACAUAAAGUUCAUUUCAUUUCAAAAGUUGAAGGUGACUACAGAAGACAUAUUAUCUAGCUUGAAAGACGAAAACAUAAUAGGAAAUGGAGGAUCAGGGAAGGUCUAUCGAGUUGUGAUAGACCAAACAGGCAAUACUUAUGCUGUUAAAAGCAUAGGGCAUGGAGAAAAAUCAGGUGGAAGACCCCAAAAGGAGUUCCUGGCAGAAGUUAGAACACUUGGUAGCAUUCGACACAACAACAUUGUCAAGCUCAUGUGUUGCAUCUCAAGUUUAGACAGAAAGCUUCUAGUCUAUGAAUACUUUGAGAAACAAAGCCUAGACAAGUGGCUUCACAGAAAGAAAAGAGCAGCGUCACCCGGUCAAAGUAGUACCCCGACCCUGGAUUGGCAAAAGAGAUUAAAAAUAGCCACUGGUGCAGCUCAAGGACUCAGCUAUAUGCACCACGACUGUACUCGACCCAUCAUUCAUAGAGACAUUAAGUCCAGCAAUAUACUUCUGGACUCAGAAUUCAAUGCAAAAAUAGCAGAUUUUGGACUAGCAAAAAUACUAUCCCGGAGGGAUGAUGAUCCUGAGACAGCUUCUGCUAUUGCUGGAACAUUUGGUUACAUUGCACCAGAGUAUGCCUCGACAUUCAGAGUGAAUAUAAAGACAGAUAUAUAUAGCUUCGGAGUGGUUCUAUUAGAAUUAACAACAGGGAGACAACCCAUUCUCAGAGAAGAGCAAAUGAAUCUAGCACAAUGGGCUCAACAGCGUUACAGAGAUGGGAAUUUCAUUGUUGAGGCCCUUGAUGAAGAAAUCAUGGAAACAAGUAAUGUGGAACAAAUGAGAGGUGUUUUUAAACUAGGACUGAUGUGUACUGGAGCAACACCAUACGGUAGGCCGUCAAUGAAGGAGGUCUGCAACAUUCUUCAAAGCUUCAGAGACACCAUAUUUUGAGAAAACAGAAUGUUUAGCCUUACAUGGAUAAAUGUAGUUGUAUUUUUUUAACAGAAUGAGAAAGUCUCAAUAGCCUCAGCUGGUUUAAGUGGUGUCAAACACAAGGGCUUGUAAGCUUUACCUUAGAAUGUUACUCCUUGUUCAUAAUUGAGAUGUAGCGAGGCAAGAGCUAAGUGUCUUGGCAAUUACAGUGUUUGUAUAUAUCAUUCGGGAGAUUAGACAGAUUUUAAGCACACUGAGCAUUAAGGUCUAACAAUGCUUUAGGAAGGAUAAUCAUGAUGCAGAUGCUUUAGCUAAAUGAGUAAUGGAGGUUAGACCCAUAUCUUUUUUUAAUUCUUCAGACAACCUGCCUAUUCCCAACCAAUGUGGGACUUUUACCCACUCUAACACGGGAAGUAGAUUUCUUUCAUGAAUAGAGAUGCUGGUAACAGAACCAUUUCUGCAGCCUAUAGCAUACCAACUGCAGUGUGAGGAACUGGAAUCCAAUAAUUGAUGAAAUCCCCAUAGUUGCUUCAGCUCCAACAAAAUGCUCUUCUCAUUUUCGUAGACGUCACUCUGUAAACCACC
Molecule: messenger RNA, 2851 nt
Organism: Solanum tuberosum (potato)
Lineage: Eukaryota; Viridiplantae; Streptophyta; Magnoliopsida; Solanales; Solanaceae
Product: probable leucine-rich repeat receptor-like protein kinase At2g33170
Exons: 2
Coding region: 620-2284 (554 amino acids)
Biological process (GO): protein phosphorylation
Molecular function (GO): protein binding; protein kinase activity; ATP binding
Source: RefSeq, a predicted model, not a curated record